UGCUAGUAACGGCUCUAAAUCCACCUUUGAGAAGAGUGUAACAAGGUGAUCCAGAGUUUUUUUCGCUUUUAAAAGUAAACAAAAACAAAGUAAGAAAGAGGGAAGGCAAGGGGGAGCCCUCCGAUCUCCCUUCUUCUUCGUAUUAUUAUUGAUUCGUUUUACCCAAAACCAAAUCGAAUCGAAUUCCCCCACUAUUUUCGCUUUGUUGACGAAACCAAAGUCGCAGUUCUCCUUUCUUUCUUUCUUUCUUUCUGCGGAGAAUUGUGGAUAGUUUUGGAGACAGAGUAAGAAGAUAUGGUGUCGUAUGUGAGCUUGUUGUUGUAUGGAGUGGGAGGGAUAGUGGUGGCGGGGAUGGCACUGUUGGUGGCAUUUCAAGAGAGGCUGGUCUACGUCCCGGUUCUGCCUGGUCUCACCAAGUCUUAUCCAAUAACACCCGCCCGUCUCCGGCUUAUGUACGAGGAUGUCUGGUUGACAUCCUCCGAUGGAGUACGACUUCAUUCCUGGUUCAUCAAGCUCUUCCCUGAUUGCAGAGGUCCAACCAUUCUUUUUUUCCAAGAAAAUGCUGGCAAUAUUGCCCACCGACUUGAAAUGGUUCGUAUAAUGUUGCAGAGGUUACAAUGCAAUGUGUUUAUGCUUUCUUACAGAGGAUAUGGAGCAAGUGAUGGCUAUCCUUCUCAACAUGGUAUUACAAAGGAUGCUCAGGCCGCAUUGGAUCAUCUAGCUCAGAGAACUGACAUUGACACAUCUAGAAUAGUUGUUUUUGGAAGGUCACUUGGGGGUGCAGUGGGAGCAGUGCUUGCUAAAAACAAUCCUGAUAAGGUUGCUGCUUUAAUACUGGAGAAUACAUUCACAUCUAUCCUGGAUAUGGCUGGAGUUCUACUACCUUUCUUGAAGUGGUUCAUUGGUGGCAGUGGUUCUAAAGGCCUCAAGGUUCUUAAUUGCCUUGUACGGUCUCCAUGGAGUACUAUUGAUAUUAUUGGCCAGGUCAGACAGCCAAUCCUAUUACUCUCAGGAUUGCACGAUGAGAUGGUUCCCCCAUCUCACAUGCAGAUGCUUUAUGCUAAAGCAGCUUCACAUAACAAGCAGUGCAUCUUUGUUGAAUUUCCUACUGGUAUGCAUAUGGACACAUGGCUGGCUGGAGGUGACCAUUAUUGGAGAACAAUUAAGCAGUUCAUGGAUCAAAAUGUCCCUGAGAACAAGGAAUAUGAUUCACAUCAGAAUGAUAGAGAUUAGGCAGCAAGGUGACUUUGUGAACCCUUCUGAUGCCCAGUUGUAAAAUUGGUCAAGCCCAGGAAAGAUCGUUUUACCAGGUUUCGAAAUAGCAGCAGUCGAAAGCCUUUUAGGAGUUGCUGCUAUCGAAUGAAAAUGUGCAAUUGGGUGUUCUGCAAAAAUUCUUUGAUGUCACAAAGUUCUGGAGAUGCCAGAAAAUGCAAAUGUAUUUUUGGUUACGUAACUGCUGUAUUACUGGAGUCUGAACAAAAUAUUGAAUCAAUUGGACGUAUCCCUCCUACAAAAUAAGAUGCUGAAAAUCAACCAUAUAAUUUUAAGCUUCAACUAAUUUGCUUGCCCCUA
This is a messenger RNA of Nelumbo nucifera (sacred lotus), 1572 nucleotides long. It is a transcript of the gene WAV2, whose product is annotated as alpha/beta-Hydrolases superfamily protein. Gene Ontology annotation, cellular component: membrane. Gene Ontology annotation, molecular function: serine-type peptidase activity; palmitoyl-(protein) hydrolase activity. The record is from RefSeq and is a predicted model, not a curated record. Gene Ontology annotation, biological process: proteolysis. NCBI's taxonomy places the organism in Eukaryota, Viridiplantae, Streptophyta, Magnoliopsida, Proteales, Nelumbonaceae.